AUCUUAUCUACCCGUGUCCGGGUCGCUAUUUAGAUCACAGACCGUGAGUGUGUGAUCGCGUUUACAAAGGGUUUCUCCUCCACUGCCGUGCGUGCGGGGGAAACAUUCCAACCCACAUUCGAAUUCUAUCGAAGGAGGCGGGUGAACACAAAAAAAACCAACAUCCCAACGCAGAAUUGAAAGGCAGUGAACCGUUUGAUGUGUCAAAACCUGACCUAAAGUUCCCGCCUUACACAUUUGCUCUAGCAGCAGCAGGCGAAGAAAACGUGGAGUAACGAAAACGGAAAACCGAAGUCCCAAGUGUAUAAAGUGUGUACCAGCGAAGCUGCUACGACCGAGUGCAUGUGCUGUUAAACGUGUUAGAAAAGUGGCAUUAUUUAAAUAAAAAGCUGUGCAGUGAAAUCUUGUUUUGUGAUCCGCGUUUUGCGCCAUUAGUGAAAAAGUGCGGCACACGAUUGCAUAUGCCUCUGCUGUGUGUGGAUUGCAAAAGUCCAAAGUGUCCCAAGUGAAACAGAGGGCUCUGAGUAGCGGUAUCCUGUUUGGCUCUCGGAAGAAGCCUAUACCGAUCCUGAAUUUCCAUUUCCUGGAACUCUUGCCGAAAGCAGACACAGGCAGAUAAGCAUUUUUUUUCGCAUACAUCCAAGAACGCCGUCGAUUGAACGACUCAACAUGAACUACAUCAGCGCGAUUGGGAUACUAACUGCCCUGCUAUGCAUGAACGGGUGGUUGGUGCACGCCCGAAAGUGUUACAUCUGUGGCGAGGGUGCCGAUGGCCCGUUCCGGACGCUACCGACGCAUCACGGCCAGAGCAGUGUGCCGACCGUGGAAGGCACUUGCGAAGACUUCCGGCCGGAGGAGAAGUAUGCCUUCGACUGUCCACCAACGUACACGAGCUGCCUGACGCAGGUUGAUGGUGAUAUCGAGAUACGAACGUGCGGUGAAAAUCUGGCCAUCAACGAUUGCAAGAGUGCUAACAGCAUCGACUACUGUUACUGCAGCACGGACCUGUGCAACCAGCUGACCCGUGCCGAGAUCCGCCGGUCGAUCGAAACCUCGCUGAUGCAUGCGCACCACCGGAACCGGCUGGGCGGUGGUGCUGGUAUGCAUCAUCAGCUACCGCCCAACAACAGCGAUGACGAGGAUAUGGCCGAAUCCUCCGGUAUGGAUGGUGACCGAAGCGAAACGCACCAUCGUACGCUGCCGUCGUCGCGUUCGUCCUCGCAGCAGCACCACCGGGAGAUGCUGCACAAUGGCGGUGGGGGUGCGAUUGCUGCUCCCGGCCAUCGGGACGUCACGACGCAACUCACCAUUACGCUCAAGCCGGUAGCGACAACGGCCGAUCGGCGAAGCAAGGAAGACUCGAACGGCACCGCCUCGUCGGAUCGAAGCAGAGAUGGCAACGCUAUUCCGAGCACGAGCAGCAGCUCGGCACCAUCCUCCUGCAGCUCUGUGGGCCGACUGGUUGUUUUUGCCAGCUGUUCGGUGCUCCUGUUGGCCACACUGCAACACUUUCCAAUCAACACCGAUCCGUACUAAACCGUGGGCCGCUGUUGGGGCCGAACCGUAUUUUGCAAACGCCCGACUGCAUUCCAAGAAUGAAGCUCACACCACCGGCGAGUGUGUAUGUGAGAGAGAGAGAGAGUGGCGUUAGCUGUGAUGAUGCUAAGCGUUUUCGUCGUCUUGGUCGUCGUUGAUCCGCAAGAUCCGAAAUUAAACGCAAAACAGAAAAAUAAAACCAUAACCCAAUGGUAGCGAAUUUUCCUUUCGGUGCAUAGAAGAGUAAGUAGACAAAAAGGGUAGUGUCCUUGCCAUUUCCCCGCAUCCCCACAUCCCCCUGUCCUUGGGGGGGUUUUGGAUCGAUUAGUAGAUUAGUAGUAAUCAUGUUUCACGCAGCAUGAGUACACCACCACCACCACCGUUGAAACGCACUCACACGGCAGAACGACCCUAUUUGUGCGGUGCCAUACAUCGGUUCAAUCUGUUCCGCCGCUAGUCCUUCGGUCUGCAAUAAUUGUCUGUACACCACGCGAGAGCGCGCGGGAUAAGGGCUGUAGACAUCUGUACAUAAUUGUAAAUAGCGAAAACAGCCACUAAACCUACAGCCACUACUACCAAUGGCUACGUUCUGCAUCGUCGACGACGACGAGCUAAAUCUAUCAUGUAUUCUAUUAUCGUAAACAACUUCUUCUCAUUCCAUCCCUUCCCGCAAACUAAAAGGACACACACGCAGCAAUACACGUAGGCAAUAGUCGGUUAGAGCGGAACGUGAAGCAAGCGACCACGGCGCGAGUAGCAGUACUAGUAGUAGUAGUAGUAGUAGAACCAGGUUAGGCUGUAUUGGAUUAUAGGAUGAAAGCAGCAGCAGCAGCAGUAGGAUGUAGUUUUGUGUGUAUCUUCCCGCCACCGGGCACAAUUUUGUCCGCACAAAUGAGUUUCGUGGGAGAGCUUCGUUUUGUUUUGGGGCCACACACCAAUCGCUCAACAAUCCCCAAAAAUGCUCCCUUCCUGAGGCUACGAUUGCCGCCAGUAGAGAGAAGUCGAGUUGACAUGUGUGUUCGUGUGUGUGUGUGUGUGUUUGUUUGUGUGUGUCGUUCUCUUAUUAAUCUUCACAAAUCUAGGCAUUUUCUUGGAGCGGUGGUGUAAUUCGAGUAUUUAGCGGGGACAGUAUUGCAAUAAGGCGGAAUGAGGAGAAAAACGUCGACAGCUCAAAGCAAGGGAAAUGAAGUAACCGACAAGCAGAGUUCGUGGAAAGUGAGUGCUUGAUUAGUAUUAGAAAGAAGGAACAAAACUGUACGCAAUUUGUUCGAAUUUCAACCGUGUACACACAAGCAAACGCAACAGUAGCGGAAUGGAAAGUACAGGAACUGGCUGCAUCGGCCGGAACGUGUUGUAUUGAAUGUUAGAAUUAGCGCCGAUUUGUAUCGAUUACAAGUAUCCCGAAGUAUUACAGGUCGAUCCAGAAAAAUGAACAGAAAAUAAACUCCAGAAAUAACAAAAAACCCGGUUGAAAUAUG
Messenger RNA from Anopheles coluzzii, 3014 nucleotides. RefSeq lists its product as uncharacterized. The coding region runs from base 670 to 1536 and encodes 288 amino acids. The transcript is spliced from 4 exons. The record is from RefSeq and is a predicted model, not a curated record. Lineage: Eukaryota; Metazoa; Arthropoda; Insecta; Diptera; Culicidae.